GUGAUUCACUGUAAAGGAGGAGCCAGUUAAACAGCGUGGACUGUCGGAGAAGAGAGGAGGAGAGAAGAAAGCGAGCUGAGGGCUGUGAGACGACGAGUCGGCUGAAGCGAGAGUGCGAGGUUUACCAGCUUUUUAUUUCCUCCGGAACCCUCGACGCUGUCAUAAAGAAGCCUGUGAAGUGAAGGACUCUCAGGAUGGAGCGGAUGGAGUCAAUGGAGCCGAUCUCGGCAUACUACACCACGGAUUACCCGGAGAUCCAACCAGACAGUACUUACGGAUCCAAAGAGACAACCGAGAGCCAGGCAAUGACUCCACCACCUCCAACAUAUGACGAGGAGUUGGUGCACAAGACAAUCCUGGUUGGGGACAGUGGUGUGGGGAAGACAUCUCUGCUGGUGCAGUUUGAUCAGGGCAAGUUCAUCCCUGGCUCAUUCUCUGCCACAGUGGGCAUCGGAUUCACAAAUAAAGUGGUGACUGUGGAUAACGUAAAGGUCAAACUGCAGAUAUGGGACACAGCAGGACAGGAAAGGUUCAGAAGCGUGACACAUGCGUAUUACAGAGAUGCACACGCUUUGCUCCUUUUGUAUGACAUCACCAGCAAAUCAUCUUUUGACAACAUUAGGGCUUGGUUAACAGAGAUCCACGAGUAUGCACAGAGCAAUGUAGUCAUCAUGUUGCUGGGCAACAAGGCCGACAUGAGCAGUGACCGAGCGAUCAGGAGAGAUGAAGGAGAGAGGCUGGCCAGAGAGUACUCAGUUCCUUUCAUGGAGACAAGUGCCAAGACAGGGGUCAAUGUAGAUCUGGCCUUCACUGCUGUGGCCAAGGAGUUGAAGCAUCGGGCCAUCCAGCAUCCCAGUGAACCCAAGUUCCAGAUUCAUGAAUAUAUUGAGGCACAGAAGGAGAAGUCAGGUUGCUGCAGCUACUUUUAAAACUUAUCUCCCAACUCUUCCUCCUCCCAUAGCUCUGGGCGAACAGACUGUCAGAGACACAUUACUGAGUGGGAGGAAGCCCUGUAUCUCACUGCUGCUCACAAAAUGUUACACUGCCAUUCAUUCAAGACUAAAAGCCAAACGUACAUCAGUGGAUUAACCAUGCUACAGACCCACACAAAUUUUCUUUAGCUGAAUACCUCCAACUCUCCAGACGUCAGUUUGCACUACUGAUGCUUUCUAAAGUACAUUCAAGGAAAGAGUAGUUAUUUAUUUGAUAUGUUAAAAAAAAAUUCCUGAGGGAAUAUUUUGUAACUUAGAUGAUCAAUAUUAGUCUCUUGUAUUUGUUUGUUUUUUUUUAAUGCAAUUGCAGUCAAGAGUUAGUAAAUCUGGAGGCAGGAGCAAACAGCUAGCCUGACCCUGUCACAAACCACCUACAACUCCAUAACAUAGUUUUCUCAUUUGUUUAACAUGAACCAUGCUAACAGACAGUGUAUCCUAGCCUGUUAGCAUGAGAACUUUUACUAAUUUUGAUUAAGCGCAGUGCAACCGAUGCUAAAGGAGCCUUUCAUUUAGAGAAUAUUUGGUUAUAAAUCCAAUUAAAAACCUUUUCAUGACAUUUACAUGCAUCUUCUAUUUUUAAAAUUGUAUUUAUUUAUUUAUUUAUUUGUAAGUAAUUAUAAUAAAUUAUAAUUAUCUAUAUAAAAUGUAUUUUCUCUUGGUGAAGUUAUAUGAUUCAUGUGUCUUUGGAACAGUUAUUUUUGUUAAUAUUUUCUGUUGUUUCCUCACAUGUGGACGGUAAGGCGCUAGGCUGGUUAGCGCUUUUGCCUCACAACAACAAGGUUACUGGUUUAAGCCCUGGUUGGGAUCAUUGUGUGUAGAGUUUGCAUGUUCUCCCUGUGCCUGUGAUGAUUUUUCUCAUGCAUAUUGGGUUAACUGGUGUUUCUAAAUGAACUGUAGACCGUAUGUAAGGAACUUAAACUACUUGGAGCAUGUAGAAUAAACAUUGGCAUGCAGAGCAAUGCAUCUGUGAACUGUGUCUCUGGGAGAAGGAUUACUGUGAAGAGCGAACAUUCGAUACUAAGUACUUGAGUUGUUGUCUGUUAUUUAAGGAGGCGUUAUGUACAUACAGCAUGAGUUGAAUAAUUUUAUAUGGUGUUAUACUGUGCAAAAGUCUUGGGUCAUCCUUGUAAUAGUUGCAGCAUCUCUGGGGGGGGGGGGUGUCAAACCAAGUGCUCCAUUGUCUGUUUUUCUAUCCAGGUGUGCUUUUAUUGUACAUAAAGUGUGUUUGGGAUCAUUGUCAUGCUGAAGAAUUAGGCCAUUAUCAAUCUGCUGCUUGCCCGAUGGUAUUGAAUGUUAGUUCAAAUUCUGACCAUACUUAUCUGCAUCCGUAAUUUGAUCAAGUUUUGACAAUAUCCCCAACAUCACUGGGUGAAACACAGCCUCAAACCAUGAAAAGGUCUCCACUUACAGAUGGCUGUUGAAACUCAACCUCUACUGGCAACUCAUUGAGCCAAAUUUGAAUUUAUCACUGCAUAAGACCUGUUAGCACUGAUUUUCACUCAAGUUCUUGUGUAAUUUGGCACAGGUAAGCCUUUUCUCCCUGUUCCCAUUCCUUAACAAGAGCCUCUUGACAGCCAUCUUUCCACUGAGACCAUUUCAGCACUGUAAGAUCUAAUGAGAUGACAGUAUUUAAAAAAAUUAUGCAAACUUGUUGCCUUAGAGAAACUAAUUACAGUUUAUUUAAGAUAUACGCAGUACUUUGAAUAAUCAGAUUUUUCUGAGAAUGAAUUAAUGAAAAAGUCAACUGAUGAAUAUGUCAGUUGAAAUAAAUAAUUCGUUUUUAGAACUUUAUAUAGUUUGUUUUUGCUCUACAGGCCAAUUAAAAGCUCAGUUGCACAUGCACGCUGAACAUGCAUUUGAAAGUGCCUCCAUUUUUAUUUUUGUAUAAGAAUACACUAAUAUGAACAGUAAAUUUGGGUAAUCAGUUUUUAAAUGCUCAGGGCUGAAUUUAGAUCCUCCAACAGAUAUUUUCACAAAGCUGCAUUACAUUUUUUGGUUCCUCCUCUCCUGGCAGUAGCAUGUAUCUUAAUGCUACACUGUGUUAUUUGCUAACGCUGUAAGAGACAUUCUGUACAGAGCAUACAGGAGUUUUACCAAAACCUUUGAAAUCUGAAAUAAAAGAGUGGGAGUACAAGUUUUUAUUGACCAGAAAACCAUAAUGAGCUGAAGAAUGCCAAACUGCUACGUAAAGAAGAGGGGAAGUAGUGAGUGGUAUUUCUCUCUGUGUCUGUCCCUCCAGGUUACACAUUUUAAAUAACACGAGUUAAUACAUUAAGGAAAGGUUGCUUUUGUGACAUUUGUUUUGGACAGUAGUCUACAAUGCUCUUCUGCAAAUAUUACUGCUUGAUGAGUGUAUGUUUGCUGUGUUACUAAGUUUGGACAGGUUUGAUAUACUUCUAAAUUAUUCAGAUUGUGGUCAGCAGACCUUUUGUCUAUUGAGCAGCUGUUUUGUUUUGACAACACCACUGCCACAAGCAGUGUUUUAUGUGCUGUAUGCUGGAUAAAAAUAAAUAAAUUAUUUUUACCUGCAGGGGUGCUCUCUUACCUGCAGACAACCAC
Molecule: messenger RNA, 3551 nt
Organism: Maylandia zebra (zebra mbuna)
Lineage: Eukaryota; Metazoa; Chordata; Actinopteri; Cichliformes; Cichlidae
Product: ras-related protein Rab-37
Molecular function (GO): GTPase activity; GTP binding
Source: RefSeq, a predicted model, not a curated record